CGCGCGGGAAAAACAAAAAAUGGCGGCGGGCCGGAGCCUACGGAAUUAACGGAAUCGUUGGGCGGGAGCGGGAACCGAGGCUUUGGCGGCUUUGCACCUCCCUGUUCGUAGAUACUCUGUGACCUGAAGAGUAUUUGUUUUAAUUCCUCAUCCAUGGGAUUUCGUGCUUGAGUGGAAGAUGGAGGACGUUGAGUCACGAUUUGCACAUCUUCUUCAGCCAAUCAGAGAGCUGACAAGGAACUGGGAGAUUGAUGUGGCAGCUCAGCUGGAGGAGUAUUUGGAAGAGUUGGACCAGAUCUGCAUUUCCUUUGACGAUGGGAAAACAACAAUGAACUUUGCAGAGGCUGCACUGCUGAUCCAAGGCUCUGCAUGUAUUUACAGCAGGAAGGUGGAAUACCUGUAUUCUUUGGUGUACCAAGCUUUGGACCUCAUCUCCAACAAAAAGCGGAACCAAAAGGCAUCAUCUAUUGGGGAGGAUGGUACAGAUAAUGAUCUGUCCUUGGAUAAUCGGAAGGCCGAAUGGGAAUUUUUGUCUCUUGAUGACAUUGAAUGUCCAUCAAAAAACAGCAUUAAUAUGCAGAAGGAUGUCAGUUCUCCGAUUGUGAACAUUAUCCCACUAACCCCGAUAGCACUGGUACCACCAGAAGAAAUAGAAAAAAAGAACAACCCGCUGUUCAGCCGAAGAGGAGAGAUCCUGGGCAGUCGAAAGGAUUUCCGAAUGAACACUUGCACUCCUCACGCCACUGGUGCUUUUAUGUUAGAGCUGAACAACACAUCACCGAUGAACUGUCUAAAUAGGCAACAGCAGGACAAUGCAGAGCACAAUAGGAAUGGCCUGCAGGAUGUUGCACAAGACAUGGUGAUGGAGAAUAGUGACUGUCAAGCUCCUGUUCCAGUAUUGCACUUUUCAGAUGAUAUGGGUCCCACAGGAAGUGAUGAUGGUGGCGAUGUUGAUGACUGUUUUCUUCCACAGCUACCAGAGGGAAAGAUGGGUCAGGAACAUGUUGCAAAACAGAAGGCUGUAUGUGAGGCUCAGGGUUACAUGCUCCGUGAGAAGAGGCUGACAGCGAUUGACCCAGUGGACAGAAAGGAAGUGCUCGAUCCCUGGAGGAGCUUGGACCCUUUUGAAGCAGCACAAGACAAGCCAUUCAAGAAAGGAAGGUAUUUUUUCAUCCCAUCAUGUAUCGAUGUCACAGGAAGCAAGCGGAAACGGAAAUGCUUCGGAAAACUGAAAGAGUUUGGGAAGUGGUUUUCUGGAGCAUAUUAUGGUGGGCAGAGUGAUACAAAGAGCAAAAAGAGAGGACCAAUGUUUGCAGAUAUGGAAGUUCUGUACUGGAAACACAUGAAGGAAAGACUUGGAGCACAGAGGAAGUAUCAGCAGAGGAUGAUUGCUCUACGUGGGCGAGUAAUAGAAGAGUUGGAAGCUGAAGCAGGAAACGUGGAAGAAGAAUUAAAUGACUUGCAGGAACGAGCUGAAGACCAUCUGGAUUAUGAUGGAGUGGAAGAUGACUAUGACAUUGAUUUGGAACAUGAAGUUGCUGGAACUCAGGAGAACCACAGCCCCCUGAAUCUGGAUCCUCUUGGAGAACCUGGAUUCGUGAGUUACGAGGAGCUUGUCAGAAGGAAUGUGGAAAUGUUUAUUGCUAACUCCCAGCAGUACGCCCAGGAAUCGGCUCUGUCCCUCCGUGUUAAGGACUGGGAGGAAAAGAUUGGGCCACGACUAGAGAAAGAAGAGGAGAGAGCUGCUUUUGCCAUCCACGAUUAUGGGGACAGAAUUGUGGAUGCAUUCGAUUACAUAAGACAAAGACGUUCGUUUGCAAAUAUGGUGGCUGGGAAGGAGUCGUUCGAGGUAUGUCGAUACAUGCUGGCCUCGCUACAGCUGGCUAAUGACUACACAGUAGAAAUAUGGCAGAGAGAUGGAUUGUAUGAGUCAGUUGACACAAUGGAGCUCACCUUGCUGAGCAAAGUAAGAGCUCAUGAUCGGUUCCGGACCUACAUGGCUCCAUCCCUUUCCAAUAAAUGAGAAAACUCGCAAACCUUCCUGCAUCUUUCACAGCCUUAAAGCUGCAAACUCAUCUUGACUAUUACUGAUGGCCAUACAUGGAGAACACUGUGCUGUUUCUGCUUGAUGUACGCGGCUAACGUCUGAGAUGUUGACCAGUAAUAACCAACUUGCCAGGAUCUUUGAUGGAAACCUCCCUUCACAUCUUGCUAAACCCUCACCAAAACAAUUUGUGGACUGUGACUUUGAAAAGAAAACUGAGUAAUUUAUGUUGAUAUAUUCUGAUGUGUAAUUCCAGAUUACUUUAGGUGAGGCAUAUAUAUUGAAGAGUAAGCUUUUAAACAAACCACUUCACUUUAUCCAUUUGCUAUUAAUCUUUUCUUCCUGAGCUUAAGACUUUUAGCUUUCUCAGUAAAUUAUUUCCUAUACCCUAAUUGAGGCAGUUGAGUCUUGGAUUUGUGCUAGAAGAGAUGGUUGGGCUUGUCCAUGUUUCCCUGGAGUGUCACAUUCUAAAGUAGGUCUUAAAUCUUUAAUCUUAUGAUCGAAGCAAAGUUGUUCCUAAGUGAGCCAAGUUUUUGCUGCUUGUUGAAAAGUUCACCAGAUUUGGAAAUUUCUUCAAAUACUAUAUGUAACCUGGUGCUAGUUGUAACUUUGUAAAGUGCAAUAUAUGUCUUAUUGUCUUGGGGGUCAGAAUUGCUAUGGAAUAUUUCACUUGCUCUAGCCCAUUUACCGUAGGCAAAAAUAAACCUUUUCGGGAGCAUUGAGGUCGGGAACAUGAGUGGGAUGGUGGGGAGCCAAGAAUGUUGCUUUAAUAUUGAUUAGUAUGGUUAGGGAAGGUGUGUAUUGGGGUUUAUUACGAAUAAUUGGAGAUCCUGGUACGUUUUAGGGUACACAAAUUCAAUAUACUUUUAUAAAGUACAGACAUUUUUAAAUGUAACUUUAUAUUAGGACUUGUAAACUUGGAUACUUUAUUUGUAUUUGAAAUUGUUUUAUAACCAAUUUGGGGUUGCAAAAUCUGCAGAACUAAACCAUUCUGAAGGAAAUUCCUGUAUCCAGGGUAGAAUAUUCUGCUGCCAGUUAAGUGCUUUGAGCAUAUACUCAAGAGGAACAACAACAAAAAAACAACCUCAGCAGUAUUGGGACUGGGGGCAUUCUUGUUAAAAUAAUUUUUUAAAAAUUGAGCUGAUGAAAAAGAGAAAACAGUGAAACUUCCUCUGCUGCAGUGCCAGUGAACUUUGUUACCAGGACAGCAAUCUUUUACUAUCUCGCUGAGCUUGUAUGCAUGUAAAAUAAAAUGCAGUUUAUUAAAAUCAAUCUUAAAUGAA
This is a messenger RNA of Pristis pectinata (smalltooth sawfish), 3327 nucleotides long. RefSeq names its product non-SMC condensin II complex, subunit H2 (gene ncaph2). Gene Ontology annotation, molecular function: chromatin binding. Gene Ontology annotation, cellular component: nucleus; condensin complex. The record is from RefSeq and is a predicted model, not a curated record. The coding region runs from base 179 to 2023 and encodes 614 amino acids. Lineage: Eukaryota; Metazoa; Chordata; Chondrichthyes; Rhinopristiformes; Pristidae. Gene Ontology annotation, biological process: meiotic chromosome condensation; mitotic sister chromatid separation. The transcript is spliced from 21 exons.